AUGCCAGAUAAUAUGCCCACUACACAUGGUGGGAAUACCACCCUUGAAUUGUUAGCGCAGUACAAUGACCACAGGUCCAAAAAGGAUAAAUCUAUAGAACAUAUCGAAAAAGGAACAUCAUCAGAGAAAGAAAAAAAGCCCACGUACGAUGAAAUCUUUACGGAGAAUAUUAAACUGAAAUUACAAGUCCAAGAAUAUGAAACUGAAAUUGAGAGUUUAAAAAAAGUGAUUGAUAUUUUGCAAAAAAAUAGAGAAGCUUCCCUAGAAGUGGUACUAGAACAAGUUCAAGAUGAUUCGAGAGAUUCACAGGUUACUGAACAAUCAUUCGUGUUACCUCCAAGAUCUGCUGAAAGAAAAACCCAUAUUAAAAGUCUCAAUUUGUCAAUACCGACACUAUCUCCUCCAUUGCAACAGGGCUCAGAGGUGCCUAAUGAAACAAGUGUAACGCCUACGAUACCUCAAAUAGACAUUACAUCGAACACUUCAAUAAGCAGAAAGCAUCUACAAAAUAUGAUACUUAAUGAAGAAAUAGAAACAAGUAGUAUCUACUCAUCCCCCAAAAUUAUCAAUAGAUCUGUUUCAAGUCCUACACAAGUAAAUUCAGAACAGUUGGCAAGCCCAGCUGCUUCAGUCACCUAUACGACGUCCAGAAUAACCAUAAAAUCGCCCAACAAAGGUCCAAAAUCUCCAUUGCAAGAACGUUUGCGUUCUCCACAAAAUCCUAACAGAAUGACGGCUGUCAUCAACAAUCAUUUACAUUCUCCAUUGAAGGGUAAUACUUCUAACAAUUUGGAUGAACUGACUGAAAGUAAAACUCAACCACCUAAUAGCUCGAUACAAAAGAAUGACCGUGCUCAUUCUUCUGUAACAUCAUCUGCAUAUACCACUGGAACCCCUUCAACAAACAAGAGCCCAUCAUCUCUUUUAGAAAUCAAAGAGGGUGAUAACAAGACAUUAAGUUUCUCUCCAGCAUCCAAGGAAAAACUUGAUGACUUCACCCAAUUACUCGACACAUCUUUUGGCGAAGAAGAUGUAGUCAAUGCCGACAUAAAAGAUCCUGUAAUCACAGAACCAACGAUGAAUAAAUCUUUACCUCCACCCCCAGCGCCCCCAACUUUUUUUUCUCCUAUUCCUAGUGGAAAUGUGAGAAACGAAACUCCUUUAUCAAGUCGUUUGGCUUCACCGGUCAUCUUGAACAAAAAGGAUGAUACUUUUAGUGCUAGUAGCGGAAGAAAUCAGAAGAAUCCCGCGUCAACUUCCUCAUUUAACAGCUCUUCUACGAAAUUGUCUACUCUGAAUCAAAAUAUUUCUCUUCCUCCGAAUCCAUCAGCGGAAAGUGCAUCCAAGCAAAGGCAAUCCGUUGAAACGGCGUCCAUCCAUUCAACAAAUACUACGAAUACAUUUAGCUCGACACCUCAAGGAUCUUUGAAAACGUUCAGAAGACCUCAUGCAAGCAGUGUAAGUACAGUGAGGUCUGUUGCCCAAAGUCUUAAAUCGGACAUUCCGUUGUUCGUUCAACCAGAGGAUUUUGGUACCAUUCAGAUUGAAGUAUUAAGCACACUUUAUAGGGAUAAUGAAGAUGAUCUAUCAAUCUUGAUUGCCAUUAUAGACAGAAAAUCCGGUAAAGAGAUGUUCAAAUUUUCAAAAUCCAUUCACAAAGUUCGUGAAUUAGAUGUAUAUAUGAAAUCACAUGUCCCUGACUUGCCAUUACCAACAUUACCUGAUAGACAGUUAUUCCAAACUUUAUCACCUACAAAAGUAGAUAAGCGAAGAAACAUUUUAAAUCAAUAUUACACAAGCAUAUUCAGUGUUCCCGAGUUCCCACAAAAUGUUGGCCUAAAAAUUGCUCAGUUUAUUAGCACAGAUACAGUAAUGAAACCUCCAAUAAUGGAUGAAAAUGUGAAAGACGGAUCGCUUUUACUGAGAAGGCCAAAAACUUUAACAGGCAAUAGUACAUGGAGAGUUCGAUACGGUAUCCUACGUGAUGAUGUGUUACAACUAUUUGAUAAAAAUCAGUUGAUGGAAACAAUUAGGUUGAGGCAAUCUACAAUAGAACUCAUACCCAAUCUUCCCGAAGAUAAAUUUGGAACGAGAAAUGGGUUUUUGAUCACUGAGCAUAAGAAGAGCGGGUUGUCAACUUCCACCAAAUAUUUUAUUUGUACCGAAACGUCAAAAGAACGUGAAUUGUGGCUUUCUGCGUUUAGUGAUUAUAUUGACUCUUCACAAAAUUUAUCAUUAUCUAACUCAAGGAGUGCAAACGAGACAGAAUAUUUAUCUCAUUUGAGUGCAGGUCAGCAUUAUCCCAAAUUUGGGAACGUGACUACCUCAUCAACUGAGGCAUCAUCUUAUGUUACUGACUUGACACAAUAUAGCAGUAGUCAUAACAACAACAAUAACAGUUCCAUGGCUAAUAGUGAUAUUAUCGAUACGAAUUCAUCUGCUCAUUCUAAUUCUCUUGCUAGUUCAACCGUUAAUACGGAUGAGGAGAAAGAUAGCAGAAGAGCUAAAAUGAGAAGUUUAUUCCCAUUCAAAAAGUUAACGGUUCCGGCAAAUGCAAUGAACCAUAUCGGAAUUACAAUGUCAAAUGAUUCUGAUUCUCCAACAUCCCCUGACUCCAUCAUUAAAUCACCAAGCAAAAAAUUAAUGGACAUGCCAACUUUAUCGAAUUCUUCUCCAAUGUCGCAUUCGUCCGCUACAGUAUUUGGAUCUUCGCUAGAAACAUGUCUAAGACUGAGUUCACAUAAGUAUCAAAGCGUUUACGAUUUACCAAGUGUAGUUUAUCGUUGUCUAGAGUAUCUUUACAAGAACCGCGGUGUCCAGGAAGAGGGCAUAUUUAGAUUAAGCGGGUCCAGUACAGUCAUCAAAACUUUGCAGGAAAGGUUUGAUAAAGAAUACGAUAUAGAUUUGUGCCGUUAUAAUGAAAUUAUUGAAUCCGGGGAUGACGAAGCCUCUCCAAGCCUUUAUAUUGGCGUAAAUACGGUGAGCGGACUGCUGAAAUUGUACUUGAGAAACUUGCCUCAUUUAUUAUUCGGUGAUGACCAAUUUCUGUCCUUUAAAAGGGUAGCAGAUGAAAAUCACAAUAAUCCUGUCCAAAUUUCACUAGGAUUUAGAGAAUUAAUUAAAUCAGGCGUAGUUCCUCAUGCUAAUGUAUCAUUGAUGUAUGCCCUUUUUGAAUUAUUAGUAAGGAUCAACGAGAAUAAUAAGUUCAAUAAGAUGAAUUUAAGGAACUUGUGCAUUGUAUUUUCUCCAACUCUAAAUAUUCCAAUUAGUAUGCUUCAACCAUUCAUUACUGACUUUGCGUGUAUAUUUCAGGGUGGAGAGCCAAUUAAAGAAGAGGAAAGGGAGAAAGUUGAUAUACACAUUCCUCAAGUUUGA
This is a messenger RNA of Saccharomyces mikatae IFO 1815, 3375 nucleotides long. It is a transcript of the gene BEM3, whose product is annotated as GTPase-activating protein BEM3. The transcript has a single exon. Lineage: Eukaryota; Fungi; Ascomycota; Saccharomycetes; Saccharomycetales; Saccharomycetaceae. Gene Ontology annotation, biological process: regulation of GTPase activity; signal transduction. The coding region runs from base 1 to 3375 and encodes 1124 amino acids. Gene Ontology annotation, cellular component: cytoplasm. Gene Ontology annotation, molecular function: phosphatidylinositol binding. The record is from RefSeq and is a predicted model, not a curated record.